UCAGUUGUGGGUAACUUGGGCUUGAUCAUCCUCACCAAGAUAGACUCUAGGCUGCAUACACCCAUGUACUUUUUCCUAAGACAUCUGGCGUUCACUGAUCUUGGUUAUUCAACAGCUGUGGGACCCAAAAUGCUAGCAGAUUUUGGCAGAGAUCAACGUACAAUCUCCUAUAAUUGGUGUGCUACCCAACUCACUUUCUUCAGUAUGUUCAUCAUUAGUGAAAUUUUCAUUCUGUUGGCAAUGGCCUAUGACCGCUACGUGGCCAUCUGUAACCCUUUGCUUUACACAGUUAUCAUGUCACAAAGGUUAUGUCAAGUGCUAGUGGCAGUGCCUUAUCUCUACAGUGUCUUUUUGUCUUUGCUGACUAUCACAAAAAUUUUUACUUCAUUGUUUUGUGGCCAUAAUGUCAUCAGGCAUUUCUACUGUGACAGCCUGCCCUUGAUAUCUUUGUUGUGCUCAGACACACGUGAAAUUAAAUUGAUAAUUCUGAUCUUCUCAGUUUUUAAUUUGGUUUCAUCUCUUCUGAUAGUCCUUGUGUCGUACAUUCUGAUCCUUGUCACCGUACUCAGGAUGAAUUCUGCAGAAGGCAGGUACAAGGCCUUCUCCACCUGUGGCUCUCACCUGACAGUGAUAAUUGUAUUCUAUGGGACUCUAUUCUUUAUGUAUGUGCACCCUAAAUCCAGUCAUUCCUUUGAUACUGAUAAAACGGCCUCUUUAUUUUACACUUUGGUAAUACCCAUGCUGAAUCCCAUGAUCUAUAGUUUGAGGAACAAAGAUGUGAAAAAUGCCCUGUAUAGAACCUGGAAAAUGUGUACAAAUAUGCUAUUUAAAAUUAAUUGUAGGAUAUGGUAA
Propithecus coquereli (Coquerel's sifaka) is the source of this 852-nucleotide messenger RNA. RefSeq names its product olfactory receptor 8K3-like. The transcript has a single exon. Gene Ontology annotation, molecular function: olfactory receptor activity; G protein-coupled receptor activity; odorant binding. Gene Ontology annotation, biological process: sensory perception of smell; G protein-coupled receptor signaling pathway. The record is from RefSeq and is a predicted model, not a curated record. The annotation marks the transcript as partial. Gene Ontology annotation, cellular component: membrane. Lineage: Eukaryota; Metazoa; Chordata; Mammalia; Primates; Indriidae.